AUAGAAAAAUCAACCAAAAUGUCCUCAACAACCAAUCCACAAAAAGAAUUGACACCACUAACCAGGGCUGCUUUGCAAGUUGUGGCCGGUGGUUCAGCUGGUUUUGUCGAAGUGUGCAUUAUGCAGCCCCUCGAUGUUGUCAAAACUCGCAUGCAGUUGGGCGGUGGAGUGCAUCAGUACAAAGGCGUUUUCGAUUGCUUUAGCAAAAUGUACCGCCACGAGGGCCUAUAUUCCUUCUGGAAGGGCAUUUUGCCACCCGUCAUUGCAGAAACCCCCAAGAGAGCCAUUAAAUUCGUAAUUUUCGAACAAACUAAGCCGCUGUUUUUGUUUGGAGCACCAGCCCCAACACCAUUGACUUUCUCCCUGGCCGGUUUAACUGCCGGUCUCCUCGAAGCCAUUGCCGUUAAUCCCUUCGAAGUCGUUAAGGUUGCCCAACAAGCCGACAAGACAAAAAUGAAAGAAGCACAAAGUACCUGGUCUGUAACGAAACAAAUUAUCCAAAAAGAUGGUUUCGGUUUCCGUGGCCUAAAUAAGGGCGUAACCGCCACUAUGGGUCGUAACGGUGUCUUCAAUAUGGUCUAUUUCGGUUUCUAUCACAGUGUCAAGAAUAUUGUACCCGCCUACGAUGAUCAUACAAAGGAAUUCUUACGUAAAGUAUUGAUCGGUUUCACCUCCGGCACGCUGGCCUGCUUUGUCAAUAUUCCCUUCGAUGUGGCGAAAUCACGCAUCCAGGGACCUCAGCCCCAACCCGGUGUCAUCAAGUACAAAUCAACAUUCGGUUCAAUGGCUUUGGUGUAUCGUGAAGAAGGUUUCCGUGCUUUGUAUAAGGGUUUGGCGCCAAAGAUUAUGCGUUUGGGUCCCGGUGGUGCUAUUAUGUUGUUGGUCUUUGAAUACGCCUAUGAAUAUUUGCAAAAGAAAUGCCUGUAA
Musca vetustissima is the source of this 927-nucleotide messenger RNA. Its product is annotated as mitochondrial 2-oxodicarboxylate carrier-like. Lineage: Eukaryota; Metazoa; Arthropoda; Insecta; Diptera; Muscidae. The record is from RefSeq and is a predicted model, not a curated record. The transcript has 3 exons. The coding region runs from base 19 to 927 and encodes 302 amino acids.